GCAGUACGCCCUCGAAACAUAGAGAGGCAAAAGCAUUGCUGUCUCGACUACAUGUAUUACCAUGAUGAUGCAGUGCGUGGUUGUGACCUUGGGACUAUCGAUGACUGGGAACUGGAAUGUGUCGUGUCAUCAGCAGAGUAACUGACAUUGCUUUACCGGGUUCUGCUUGCUCACUGCUCUAUCUCAGUGAUCAUCAUGCUUUCCCCAUCCUCGAGGUCCGCAAAGUGACUUCACCUUCAGUGCGGUACUUGCGGGCGCCCGAGUUGCUAAGUCGUCCAACUGUGUCCCCCUCGUUUCCAGUGCCCGGUUCGAGUCUAGUUGGCUACCUAGAAGGAGAUCAAGAUGUAAGCAAUUGUUCAUCAAUCUUACCCGGGUUCUCUCAUCACAUAAUACCUGGCGUCCCACCCUCCGUCAGUCGGGUCCAUCACUAUUGGUGUCCGCAGGAUCACGCCUCCGAAUAUGUCACACUUACUUCAUCGUACACAAGUCUUCCACCACUCGAUGCCGUAGGACAAUUUCCGGGGUACCCACAAGAAACCGGAGACGUUUCAACAUCUGGGGAUCUAGACUAUGACUUUGCUAGACCAAUGGGUCUUGGCUCCAUAGCCCCCUUUCACGAUCACACAGCGGGCGAGGUAAUCAACUCGAACGCACUGUGGUUGGGGCAUUCAAGCCCGCUGCUGCCCUUACUUCAGGAAUUGCGUCCUUCGAAUGACUUCACCAGCGAGAAUGUUCCGUCAACUCCAGAACAGAUCCGAACAGAGAUGCAAGACCCAGUUCGGUUUCUUUCCAGUUUUGCAGAGAAACCGAUAACACAAACACACCUCGCGAAACCCUUUCCUUAUGGAUACCCAACCCCAACCCAAUCUAACUCAACCUCUUACCCCACCGUCGACGAUUACAUCUCGUCCCAUCUUGACCCAAUCUCAUCCUUUCAGUCCCUGCAUGGGUACCUUGGAACCCCCCCUCCCCGAUUUCAUGGAUUCCGAGUUGGGACCAACAUGGAAUCGCGCACAACCAGCACCCUCGACGAUCACACUGCACGCAUGAUCUUUGAUGCGGUAGACGACUAUGGAAAGAUUGAUACAAGCAAGUACAGUUCUGAAAGUCUUUCAGGGCCAUUCCACGAUGCAGGUCGUUCUGCCACCUCUCAGUCUCGAACCCUGACGACACUACCAAAAACACGCUCUAUCUGCGAUCGCAAUGUAUGCAGUCCCUGUGGCUGGCGGAAUGACGAUGGCAAAGAAUGCGGUAUACCUAUUACGUACGGCGAUUGCAAAAACCAUCUUGCCGCCGUCCAUAAUAUCAAGAACAUAGCAUGGUAUGUUGAAAUCAUCUGUCGGUGGUGUUCUUCCAAGGCACAAAAGAAGGUGAAAAGGAAGAACAUGCUUAGGCACCUGAGAGAGGUACAUUUGUGUCACACGCGCCCAAAGAAAGAUCCACGCGCUUUACGCAAACACUAAUAACGGCUCUCCUCUGCGCUGAUGUAGGGUAUUGUUUCCUUGCCCUAACCAGGUGUACUUUUGUGACUGGUAACUUCAUGACCAACUGAUUUUGCCGGUUGGCAAGCCACCACGUAGCUUCCACUGCUCUCAUGUCUACUGUUUUCCUAUUUGUAUCACUCCCCCCUCUGCUCGUCGCUUGUCUUAAACUGAUGUCGUAUAGUGGCUGCUCAUGUACUUGUCUGUGUCUUAAUUCCCG
This is a messenger RNA of Pisolithus orientalis, 1701 nucleotides long. RefSeq lists its product as uncharacterized. The transcript has 5 exons. The record is from RefSeq and is a predicted model, not a curated record. The coding region runs from base 117 to 1463 and encodes 448 amino acids. NCBI's taxonomy places the organism in Eukaryota, Fungi, Basidiomycota, Agaricomycetes, Boletales, Pisolithaceae.